Messenger RNA from Conger conger (European conger), 2031 nucleotides. It is a transcript of the gene ing3, whose product is annotated as inhibitor of growth family, member 3. NCBI's taxonomy places the organism in Eukaryota, Metazoa, Chordata, Actinopteri, Anguilliformes, Congridae. Gene Ontology annotation, cellular component: NuA4 histone acetyltransferase complex. Bases 119 to 1375 code for a protein of 418 amino acids. The record is from RefSeq and is a predicted model, not a curated record. Gene Ontology annotation, biological process: regulation of DNA-templated transcription. The transcript has 12 exons.
UACAAUGACCUCAGUUGGAGAAAGAAGCCUUUUUUUCCUUGAGCUACAGCGGUAGACGGCGCCAUAUUGAAAGACUGGAAUUCUUUUAAGAAACGUCUAAAGUAUCAACAACGCCAAAAUGCUCUACUUAGAGGAUUACUUGGAGAUGAUCGAGCAGCUACCCAUGGAUCUGCGCGACAGGUUUACGGAAAUGCGAGAGAUGGACCUGCAAGUUCAGAAUGCCAUGGAUCAGCUCGAGCAGCGUGUGAAUGAGUUCUUUAUCAACGCCAAGAAGAACAAACCAGAGUGGAGGGAAGAACAGAUGGAGGUGAUAAAGAAGGACUAUUACAAAGCUUUGGAGGAUGCGGAUGAGAAGGUCCAGUUAGCCAAUCAGAUUUAUGAUUUGGUGGACCGGCACCUGCGGAAACUGGACCAGGAGCUGGCCAAGUUCAAGAUGGAGUUGGAGGCAGACAACGCCGGGAUCACAGAGAUCCUGGAGAGACGGUCACUGGAGAUGGACAGCCCAUCUCAGCCAGUAAACAACCACCACGCCCACUCCCACACGACAGUGGAGAAGAGGAAAUACACAACACCGGCUCACCACACAACCGAACACGUCCCUGAGAAGAAGUUCAAAUCUGAGGCCCUGCUCUCUACCCUCACAUCCGACGCCUCCAAAGAGAACACGCCAGGCUGCAGGAACAGUAACAUGUCCUCCUCGUCUAACAGCGUGUACAACGUUAACUCCUCCCAGCCCCUCACCUCCUAUAACCUCAGCUCCCUGCCAGCGGGGGCGGGGGCAGGGGCGGGGGCUAUCACCAUGGCAGCAGCACAGGCCGUGCAGGCCACUGCCCAGAUGAAAGAAGGCCGGAGGACGUCGAGUCUGAAGGCCAGCUACGAGGCCAUCAAGAACAACGACUUCCAGCUGGGCCGAGACUUCCCCCUGUCCCGCGAGACCUCCGGGUACUCCUCCGCCCUGGCCUCCACGUUGACCCAGACCCUCGCCCCCUCCUCCUCCUCUGAAAACCGCGGCGGCCGCAAGACCAAAAGCAACACAAAGUCUUCAAACCACCAGUCCUCUUCCUCCUCGUCAUCCUCCUCCCUGUCGUCCUGCUCCUCUUCCUCCGCCCUGGCGCAGGAGCUAUCCCAGCAGGCCUCGGUGCUGCCGGAAGCGGAGGCCAACAGCCAGGUGGACUGGACCUACGACCCCAACGAGCCACGCUACUGCAUCUGCAACCAGGUGUCCUACGGCGAGAUGGUGGGAUGCGACAAUCAGGAUUGCCCAAUCGAGUGGUUCCACUACGGCUGCGUGGGACUUACCGAAGCCCCCAAGGGGAAGUGGUACUGCCCACAAUGCACUGCGGCCAUGAAGAGGAGGGGCAGCCGGCACAAAUAGGCCCCCCCCCCCGCUUUCUGGAUCCCCUUUUAUAGACCAACGAUUAUAACUCCGCCCCCUCCACCCAGAACUGUCAGUCACAAAUGUGCAUGAAUUAUGCAAAAGUGUGUACCUGCUGUGUCACUACAGAGUUAACCAGUUCCUUUGUGUCUCCAACAAAUGAGUACAAAAGAAAAAGAGGUCUAAAGAACCAUAGAGGAACACAUUCCCCAGUACUGUCCUCCUGGCAGAUAAACACUGUACACAGCAGCAUGAAGUGCUUAUGUUUUUAUUGUUCAUCCGUAAAUGACCUGCUCUACUAGACAAACGUCAGACGUAGUGCCGUUCAGCAGAUCGAGCUACCUUGACGUUUUGGAAGAGGAUAAUGCAAAUCUGAAAACUGAAUGAAAUUCAGCUUUGAGAAUGACUUUGACUAUGACGACACCGUUGAUGACUACGCAAACCUCGGUUUGAUCGAUGCCUUCUGUAGAACAGUUUGAUGAUCAGGGUUUCUUCUGAAGUGGUCCGUUACAAUGUACAGUCCAUACGUGUAUGAACAAAGCCUGUACUUCACCCCAUACGUCUGUGUUGCUAGUUGUCCUUUUCACUCAAUAUGAUGCACAGUGUUUCCAGACAUGUAAAAAAAAUAAUAAAAUGGUCAAAAUCUUUUAAUAAUA